Molecule: messenger RNA, 2424 nt
Organism: Aspergillus wentii DTO 134E9
Lineage: Eukaryota; Fungi; Ascomycota; Eurotiomycetes; Eurotiales; Aspergillaceae
Product: putative C6 finger domain protein
Exons: 6
Coding region: 1-2424 (807 amino acids)
Biological process (GO): regulation of DNA-templated transcription
Molecular function (GO): zinc ion binding; DNA-binding transcription factor activity, RNA polymerase II-specific
Source: RefSeq, a predicted model, not a curated record
AUGAAUUCCCGCGAGCAUUCUGAUAUGCCUCCGGCGCCUUCCUAUCCAUCCCCCAACGCCGCGCAGAUGGGUCAGGGUGCCAUGCAAUACUACACGAACCGCCAGUUGACUGCCGACGAGCUCUUGUCCGCUGAGCUUUCCCGCGAAACCUCCGGCCCCGGCCUCGCUGAUGGAUCGAGUAACGGCGUUCACCAUAGCCAAUCGAUGGUUUUGGGCUCGUCAAACCCUGGUGGUCCUGACAUGGGUCGUCCGUCAUCGCCCGACCAGCACCAACAGCAACAACAUAUGCUUCAGUUUACCCCCAGUCAACAAGUGGGUGUCGAUCCGAAUCACGACUUGAGUUAUGGUGAUCAGAGUGCAAGGAGGAAGAGGUCGAAGAUUUCCCGGGCUUGUGAUGAGUGCAGACGCAAAAAGGUCCGUUGCGAUGCGAGCUCGGAAACUGGAGUCGAGACCUGUUCGAACUGUCGCAGACUCGGGGUGGUUUGUCAAUUCAGUCGCGUCCCGAUGAAACGCGGUCCCAGUAAAGGUUACAUCAAAGAACUCGCAGAGCGUCUGCACACUCUGGAGAGUCAGAUGCAGCCUGCUAUGGUCCAUCCCGAUAUGCCUUACCAGACCAUGAACGAAGUCUCACCACCCAGAGGCUACCAAGAGUUUUCUCCCCCAAUCGACACGGGCCCGAUUAACCGCAAGAGAACGUACUCUGUCUUUGAGGGACUCCCCAGUUCUUCUUUUGCUCAGCCUUCUUUCAACCCUCGUGGCUCUCAGAAUGCUUUUGAUGCAGGAGAGACCCCGACAGACCCCUGUAACCCGUCCGUUAUUAGUGGCUCUGCGCCAAAGCCUGGCAAUCUAUUUUGGCCCCCUGGUACUGAAAGCGAGCUUCCGGCUGGUAUUGAGAUCUCAGAUGUCACCAAACAAGAAAUGGAAGAGGACAUGACACCACUGGAUGUAGAUGAGGGUGCUUUCAAUGCGUAUCGAUCGAAAAUCCACCCUGUCUUCCCCAUUCUGCCACACACCAGGGAACGUCUGAUGGAAAUACUCCACCGAUGCAGUCGCGAAUUGCAGGAAGUCUUUCUUUUUGGUCUUUACACUGUGACGCGCACUAAUCUGGAGCGCAUGUCGGGCACAUUUGAAAAAGUGACAUCUUUCGACAACGCCCAGGACAUUCUGCUGUUCUACACUCGCCAGCCAGCUCUAGUCCGCGAGACUUCUACCAACUUGAUAUGGCUUCAGACUAUGAUGCUUAUGAUCUUGGACUGCGAUUCACGAGGUCCUGACAACUUUGUCCUCAAGGAUGGCGUUCCCAAGCACACGCUCAUUCAGUCCGCUACCAAGUUAGGCUCUGAUAUGGCCAAGAGCAUGGGUCAGCUCAAGACCAAGCGAGUCUCCGACCCUGAUGUGGAUUCGGAGGCGAAUAUCACACGUCGUAACUGGGUGUCCUUGAUCAUUCUCACCCGCUGGUAUGCCAUCAGUGUGGCUGAUCCGAGUGUUCUCGGAACCAACGAGAUUGGUGGUCGGGAAGAUGAAAGGGUUGUCGGUCCCGUUACAACAGGAGUUGGCUCAUACUCUACAUUCCUUCCUGAGAUGGUUACCAUGGCCGCACUCGAGCACAAUGUCUGCCAAAGCAACACUGGCUUUGGUCGCAUGGUUGGCGCCAACCUGAUGUCUUCUCUUGAGCGUUUGACGGAGAUAGAUGACAUCCGCACAUUCAACGACAACCCAGAAGAUGCCGCAUCUCACGGGUUCCUUGAGAGUCUACAAAACCAGCUUUACUGGACCAUCCGACUGUUGAUCAAACGACACAUUUUUGUCUACAGUCCGUAUGAGAUCAUCUACUGCGCUGAAGAGGUUAUCAACGAAAUGCACAAGGCUGCCAUGCAAUCACGUAUCGCAACACCGUUCGAUCUCCACAGCUUAGCUUUGGCUUCUAUGACUUUACUCGAGGCAACCGUUCUCCCAGAGCACUCGAACGAAUGCUGGGACUCAUUGAAGAAGGUAGAGGAGAUCCUCGACCGUCGCUUCAAGUACACCUCUGAAGGCGCUGAGUUUGACGGCAUCUUCGCCACCUCGGGCUGGGACUCUAAGAUUCGCAUCUUCCUGGAAUGGAGACGAGUCAAAGCCCAAGAGAGCCAACUCCAUGACCCCAGUCUCAUGAAAAGCACCUCUAGCGCUGCUCCCCCAGUCAUGGGUCCCAACGAGCAGCGCUCUCUUCAGCAUUUGGCUGACCUGGCUGUCGGUGCUGAGGGCUCCGUUGCCGCUGUUGCAUCCUCGCCUCCUCCCCUCGCCUCUACUGAGAACAUGGGUCCAACAUCACCGAACCUUGUGCCGUCGCAACCUCAGGGCCGCGUCGUGGUUGAUUUCACUAUGCUCACCAAAGAAGGCUAUCUCAAUGUCUUUUCUGGCUUGAUUUACCGCCGAUCUCGCUGA